GAAUCCACAGUCUCAAGGUCCAGAGUUCCGAUGGCGACUGUUGAAGCGGUUGAUCGGCGCGUUGGCGUACACCACUGCCACUAGCAUAACCUUGCAAUUUUAGUGCAAAUAAUUCAUUUGUGACCAAGGGGGGGUCUGUCUCCAAUCAGCAUCCAAGUGUCUUUGGAAGGAAAGUUUUUGCCACUGCAUUACAUGCUGGAGUUGUCGUGUGAGGAUGCACUCAAAACAACCUAAGUAUGGCCAAAGGCAGCUCCAUUGUGACAGAGACAGAAAAUGGAGGGAUGAUUACAAUGAUAGACAGGAAGAUAGGCAUGAAUACUGUCGGGAUGUACAGUGGGAUUCCUAUCACAGUCAUUUUCGAACUGGACCUGGUAGAACAGAAAGAAGCAACAGAAGUACAGACUACAGAGACCCCCCUCAAAAGCUGUACUCUAAAGACUCCCUGGUCAGAGAUGGAGAUAGGGGAAGUCCAGCGAGGGGACGCUUGUCUUCCCCGGACAGAAGGGUUGCCGAAAAGAAAAGGCGAUGGUUCACAGGUGACAGUCGUGAUGACUCCAGCUAUAGGUGUGAGCCUGAUGGCAAAAAAUAUAGGCAGUUUCCAGAUAGUUUUUCAAAGGACUUUAAACAUCAGUUGACUCAGGAAGUCGAUUUUAAAUACAGACCGAGUAUGCAAGAUUCCCAAAGCCAACACAGACGUGAAGUGUCGACUUCAAGGUACCACCAAGCCUAUAACUCCAGUCACAGGCAACCUUCUACAUAUAACAAAGAAAGGGACGAUCACGAAAGAAACCACAGUUACUCACUUGAAAGGGAACUUUCCAGAGAAGACUCAAAAAAGAGACAUAUCCGAUCCAGAGAAAGGAAGAAUAGCUCUCCUGCAGAUCCAAUAGAUCAUCGUCAAAAUCAACCAAGGGAUUUGGAUGAAUCUAAAAGACAGGCCGCACACGCCAUACAUGAAGGAGGCCUUGGUUGAAGAAUGGAUCCGGUAGAGUGGGAAAAUGCUUCUCUCAGGCAACAGAGGAACCUGAACUUAGUUCAACAAAGAGACAUUCAUGAUAUGGAAGUGAACGUACCUCAUUGCUAUUGCAGUGAUGGGGAGCCUCUGGAAGAUGACGGUCCGGAGCUGACCAGAAAACUUAAUCUGCUUCGGGAUAUUGAGGAGCGAAUAUUACACAAGAAAGCCGCAAUUCUUAUAAAGACAUUUGAAAUGAUCAAAAAGAAACCACUAGACUCUAAAGCUAAAACUCUCAAAGACAGGGUGUCUACAAUUUUGCAACAGCGACAUUGUCUCAACUCUCCAGCAAAGUGCAAGAUGUAUGUGUCGCCUGAGCGUGAUGACUCUCCAAGCCAUAGCAGAGAGCGGCAGGAAGACCAUCCCCUGAAGCGCAGAGUCGAAGCUUUGAUGAGGCAUAGAUUCUGUGACCACAGUGGAUCCACAACAAAAAAUCCAGCUUCCGCUCGUGAAAUAGCUACGCCGCCUGUUACCCCACCUCCCCGCAGUCAAAGUGUUACUUCACAAAUCCAGAAAGAUAAUGUCGCCAACAAAGGCUUUGAGCGCUUUCUUAGCUUGCUCAACAAGGGAGUUGACAUGGACAUGCUCAGUAGGAUCGUCAAUGAUGACAGCGAACAUCUUCAGUUAGGAGACCAGCCCUUUAACAGCCAGCACUCCAGUGUGAAGGAUGAUUUGCAUCGGCCUACUAGCAGCGAGAGCCUUCAGUGCAACAGUGGAGCCCAGUUACUUGAGAAUGGUGGGGAGAGGGCAGAGCUUCCUACUAGCAACACAAGCCUUCAAUGCAACAGUGGAGUCCAAUUACUUCACAAUGGUGGGGACGGGGCAGAGCUUUCCACUAGCAAACAUUACCGCAAGGAGAGACUCUCACUGUCAAAUGACAACAACAUGGGCAAAGACAAACGAGACAAACACGCUUCAGGCUCCAAUAGUGUCUCCAAGUCUCCCCCGACAGUGGAGCAAUCUGAGAAAGAAGAAAGAGAAAUGGUGGUGGUAGAUGAGCGGCAUGAACAGCUCCAGAACAUUCUAAACACUUUGGGCUUGAGCCUAGAAAUGGAAGACUUGAGUAAACUAACACAUCGGACUCAAGAGAGGCUGUAUGGGAAAAGGAAUGAAAGUAAGUCUGUGACUCCCAGCACAACAGAGCAGCCAGUGAGUCCAGUAAUGAGUGGAUCCUGCAAAUGUGACAGGAAAUCAUCUUCCUCCUCCUCCUCCUCCUCAUUGUCACCUUCCAGAAGCUGCCGUCGCAGUCCCUCUCACAGGCAGCUCUCCCACAACAGGCUGUCUCGGGAUCGUCACGAGAAAGAUUCAUUGUUAGCAUGCGGUGACUCAAGAAAGAAGACAGAAAAUUCAUUUCAUUUCUAUAAAAGCCAAGAUGACGUGCAAGAACAGAAAACUGUUGGCAUAAACAAUGAUGCCAACAUCUCGUAUGAGAGCCCUUAUGUUCACUCACAUUGUGAUCCCGAUUCUUCGUUCCAUUGCCCAGAUUACGAUUUACCUAAUUUCACUCAUUACUAUUCCUCAUGCAGUGGUGACACCAAUCAAUAUUGGACCAGUACUACGGGAGCCAGUUUCCCUCCACACUAUUCCGGUAGUUAUCCUUACUCAACGGACACCCACGGCUCCCACUGCGCUAUCCCCUCAGUGCAACAUAACUGCCACUCCUUUCGAGAUGUUUCUUUUGUAAAUCCCGACCUGUCUACAAGUGAAGGUCAAUUUGGCUCAGUCACUGCUCCAAGGAAUCUGCAUGUUGUCAAAAUGAAGCAGCCACGUCGUCGUCGGUUGCCACGGAAGAAGCGGUUUGAGCAAGGGAAAGCCAAAAGGCUAAAACUGAUGGAGGAACAGAGUCGAAAUGUGCAGACGUUGAGGGCUCAAAGUGAAAUUCCCUUUGAAGUUAAAGAGACAAAAGCCUCAGGAAAGCUGGCCUUAAAGCCUACCCAAGAUCAUGAAAAACACUCAAGAAAACAACAAACACAAACAGAUGAGGAAAUUAAGGCAAACUUAAGAAAAAUGCUGGAAACAUUCAACCAGAUGUCGAAGAACAAGUCUCGUGCGCCGCCAAAUCCCUAUCCUGACACACAGUUGCUGUGUGUUUUGCUGCUGAGACAGGUAUUUAAAAAAUGUUUGUUAUAGAGGUUUCUGGAAAUUGAUCAAGUCGAGUACACCUAAAUCUUGAUUUUACGCAGACUUUGGGGUUGCACAAUUUGGGAAUUGUGUUAACCCCGAAAGUGUGUUAUAUAGAAAGUAGUGGCACUAAUUGAAAGUCUUGUUUUCUUUAGAAAGGCAGGUUUUUAAGGCAGUCGAAGGGAUCCUUUGUCACGUUAAUUUACGCCAGGCAUGUUGUUGGGCAGCUAAGGGGUUCAUUCGCCAUUCGUCAUCGUGAAGACUCCCCCCUACAUUGAAGUCAUUGACAUUUAUAUUAAAAGACAAGCAAUACGCAGAUGACAAUGUCAGGCGGACUGAUUAAGUCAUUUUGAUGCUAUGC
Messenger RNA from Syngnathus acus (greater pipefish), 3494 nucleotides. RefSeq lists its product as uncharacterized. The record is from RefSeq and is a predicted model, not a curated record. The coding region runs from base 977 to 3142 and encodes 721 amino acids. The transcript is spliced from 8 exons. NCBI's taxonomy places the organism in Eukaryota, Metazoa, Chordata, Actinopteri, Syngnathiformes, Syngnathidae.